This is a messenger RNA of Rubroshorea leprosula, 781 nucleotides long. Lineage: Eukaryota; Viridiplantae; Streptophyta; Magnoliopsida; Malvales; Dipterocarpaceae. The record is from the annotation of a GenBank genome assembly.
CUCUGUUUGGUUUCCGAGAAAAUAUAUGAGAAGAACAAGUAGUGAUGGCAGAUCGUCUGAGAAUGCGGAGCUGUUUACCUUGACUUAUGGUGCAAUUGUGCGUCAAUUGCUUACGGAUCUAGAGGAGGUCGAGGAAGUCAACAAACAGCUUGAUCAGAUGGGCUAUAAUAUUGGCAUUCGACUGAUUGAUGAGUUUCUGGCAAAAUCUAACGUGUCCAGAUGUGUUGACUUCAAGGAGACAGCAGAAGUGAUUGCAAAGGUUGGUUUCAAGAUGUUCUUAGGGGUCACUGCAUCUGUGACAAAUUGGGAUGCUGAUGGGACAUGUUGCAGCAUUGUUUUGGAGGACAAUCCCUUGGUAGACUUUGUUGAGCUGCCUGAUACAUGUCAGGGUCUCUACUAUUGCAACGUAUUAAGUGGGGUCAUUAGAGGAGCUCUGGAAAUGGUGUCAAUGAAGACAGAAGUCACUUGGCUGCGUGAUAUGCUUCGAGGGGAUGAUGCCUAUGAGUUGCAGGUGAAACUUCUGAAGCAAGUUCCGGAGGAGUAUCCCUACAAGGAUGAUGAGUAACGCAUCUCCUGCUUUGCUUACACACUUCAUGGUCCCUAUCUUCUAAUUUUCUCUUUAAAAAGUAGGAGUUUAAGUUUAACUGCUUGUUCACUGUUAUUAUUCGGUGUUUUCUUUCGAUUUCUGUUAUUGUAUUCUGGAUUUAUCGAUGCAUAUAUAUCAUGAUAUGGGUAGCUUUCAAUGCAACAUUAUCAAUGCUAAUAUAUCUGUUAUUGUAUU